Linum trigynum is the source of this 2692-nucleotide messenger RNA. NCBI's taxonomy places the organism in Eukaryota, Viridiplantae, Streptophyta, Magnoliopsida, Malpighiales, Linaceae. The record is from the annotation of a GenBank genome assembly.
CGCCAUCUAUAGAGGACUUAGUGAUGGCAAUUUCCGACCUGUUUGGGGCGGGUAUUUCCCGACCUACAGUAGCGUGGGCGCGAGGUAUGGGUAUCACUUUCGACCUCCCCCAUGUAACAUGACUUGCAUCAAAAUCCACCCGUAUGUCUCCUCUUUUGACCUUUCUAAAAUCAUAUUUUUAUUCAAAGAAAUUUUGAAACUCUAUAUUUCUCCUAUUAAGACUCAAUUAUUCCAGCAGUGUGAGGAAUGGAUGGGUCUUCCGGCGGAUCAGUUGCAUAGGGUUCAGCCCCUCAUAAGGCACUCAGCAUCACAUUUGGAGGGUGCCCAUUGGGUUUGCAUGUGGGACGGGGCUACCAAGAGUGGGUCUCAUUCGUCUGGUGGGAUGGUUCUUUGUGACCCAGCUCGGACUCUUUGUCUGGCUAGAGGGGUCCAGUUCGCUCAAAUAGAUGAUCCUGCGGUGGUAGAAUUGUUUGUGCUUAGGGAAGCUAUUAUUUGGUGUAUGGAGCAAGGGUUUGUCGGAGGUAUGCUUUGAGGGCGAUGCGAAGGUGAUAAUCGACAAAAUUAAUCAGGCCAACACAAGAGAUAGCCGGCUGGGUGCUGUUCUUGAAGAGAUUGUUCACUACUUUAGUGUUCAGCUGGGCUUUAGUGUGCGUUUUGUAGGGCGGGAAAACAAUAGGGUAGCUCAUUUGGUAGCUAGGAAAGCCCUCUCUCUUUGUACCCGACUAUGAGUCGUUUUUUUGAUUUCCAGACCUGGCUGGUUUCCAGGGUGUAACUAUCUUCUGAUUUGAUCAAUAUAUGAUAUCUUUUGACAAAAAAAAAAAUUCCUUGUACUACAUUUCUCGUUACUUUGUAAAGUGUUGUCUCUAUGUCUCCUUGAAAAAGAGUUACAUAUCAACAUUCUUUUUUUUUUAAAUAACAUAUAAGAAUGGAUUGAUCUACUUCACCUCGUACUAGCGCGAGUAUUACACGACCUGACACACACUGAGUUUUAAGGACCCGCCCCACCCACCCAUUGCAAUCACUAAUAGAGAGGUGCCACGCUUCAUCGUUCCUCAGCUCCCACAUGGCCACAUUAACCAACCGUCUUUAGUAAGCACUAACAAGGAUUAGCAAACAAGGAUGAGUGGCAGUGAAAUCCGUACCCUAUGGCAACAGAUGUAAUCCGGUGUUCAACAGAUGUUAGGUUGCAUGGGAAUCCAACGGCAAAGCUCAAUCUACACGUGCCACUUCGUCCGAUGAAUGGGUCUUUUCUACAUCACCGGAAAACAGGGUAGACACUCUGCCUCACUUCAACUCGGCCUCUGUUCUUACGCUUUCCUCAGCAAUGGAGGCUGAAGAAGGAACUCGCACAUGCAAUGGCAGGAGCUGGGAAGAGUACAUGUAUUGGACCCAUUUCCAGUUCACCCAUUUCUGCCGCUUCCUUCAUUCCGACUUCCACCACAGCCUCGCAAUCCCCACGAAAUUUUCAACCCACAUGAGCUCCAGACUGCCGGGAACUGUGGCGCUCAGGGGACCGAGCGGAAUCGACUGGGCGGUGGGCGUGGCGAUGAGCGACGACGGGACUCUGUUCUUCAGUGGGGGGUGGAAGGAGUUCGCUCAGGACCAUGGUUUACAAGCGGGUGAUCUCUUGAUCUUCAGGUUCAAUGGACACUCUCAGUUCGACGUGCUGGUGCUGGAAUCGGAGAGCUCGUGCGAGAAGACGCGAUCCUAUUUCCUGUCGAUGAAACAGGGGCCUCCGAUGGAGGUGAAGAAAGCUUGGGGAAGUACAGCUGCGGCGACGCCUUCCGGCGACGGCUGUGGAGGAUUCAUCCCGUCGCCAGAGCAACACGAUGGUGGCGUUGGUGGGGUUGAUGAUGGCACAGGGAGGCCUCUUCCGCCGAUUGAGAUUGACGUUGAUACUCUGCCUCCACAUCCGCCACAGCCUCCCCCGCCGCCGCUGCUGCCCUCUUGCCCACCGUUCAUUACCAAGUUGUCGAACAAACAGGCCAAGAAAGUACUAACAAAGAAGGUUGUCAGUCUCAAUAGCUACAGAGGGGCGUCCACUCCGACCCCGCCGCCGACGGAAUCGAAACUAGAGGCUCUCAGAUUGGCGAAGCUAGCUGUGAGCAAAGAUGGGUUCCUCACAGUAAUGAAAACCACCCACGUUGAGCGGACUUUCUACCUGGCAAUCCCAUACUCGUGGAUGAAGAAACACAUGGACGAGAGGGAGAGGCAGGAUAUGAUUCUGACACUGGGAGAAAAAGAAUGGCCGGUGAAAUUCAAGCUCAGAGUGAACAAGAAUGCCGGAGGGCUGACCAACGGAUGGAAGAAAUUCGCUCGAGACAACAAUUUGCAACAGUAUGAUGUCUGUGUAUUCGAUCUCGGCGGCGAGCGACGCGGCCCUGAUCCUGAGAGCUCGAUCAUGGUUCUCAAAGUUCAGAUCUUUCGCUGAUGUUGAACUGGGUCGCUACUCUGUAUAUACGAUAUAUGCGUGCAGAAGGUUAGCAUCUGUAAGAAAAUGUAACUACAUAGUUAGUAGCCAUGGUUCAAGUCGGAAACUAGUCUUUUGAGUAAACCCAGCCAGCCUGCUGGCUCUUGCUCGGUGUGGUCAUGUACGUACCCGCCACCAUUUUGAUAUCUGUAAAAUGAGGCAAGCUCUUUGUUCCUGUAAAUCUAAUAUAUCUCGAAUGGUAAAUAAACAAUGAACGAUAAC